UUAGAAUUCAUGGCUGUUGUAACUAUACCUUUUCCUUUUUAAUGCAGAAUGUUUCAACAAAAAUGAACAAUAUUUCAGUGGCGACAGAAUUUCUUAUCUUGGGAUUUUCAGGCCCAUGGAGUCUUCAGUUCUUACAAUGUGUGCUUUUUACAGUAAUUUACCUGUUUGCCCUGAGGGGGAAUGGCCUCAUUAUUACCAUAACAUCCUUGGACCCAUGCCUGCACACACCCAUGUAUUUUUUUUUUUUAAAGAAUCUGUCUCUGUUAGAUAUCUGUCUCAUUUCAGCUGUUGUGCCCAAAACUGUUGCCAAUUCCUUGACCCGCAGCAAUUCUAUCUCAUUUUUUGGCUGUGUCACCCAGGUCUUCCUGGUGCCUUUUUCAGCAGGGGCAGAGCUGUUCCUCCUUACACUGAUGUCUGUUGACCGUUAUGCUGCCAUUUGCCAUCUACUGCACUAUGAAGCCAUCAUGAACAGGGGCACGUGUGUGCAGACAGUGGCUCUGUCCUGGCUCACUAGUGGCUUUAUAUCUGUUAUACAUACAGCAGGAACCUUUUCCUUAUCUUACUGUGGAUUCAAUGAAAUUCAACAAUUCUUUUGUGAUAUUCCCCAGUUGUUAGCUAUUACUUGCUCAGAGAAUAUAACUGUAGAAAUUGUACUCAUUCUUGUUAAUGCAGUCCUGGAUGUCUUCUGCUUUAUUUGCAUCACAUUCUCCUACAUCUGCAUCUUCUACACUGUCAGAAAGAUACCAUCCACGAAAAGGCAGUCAAAAACCUAUUCCACUUGCCUUCCACAUUUGGCAGUUGUUAUACUUUUUCUCUCAACUGCUUUUAUUGCUUACCUGAAACCUAUUUUAGGGUGUACAUCAUUCACUGAUCUUGUUCUAUCUUCUUUCUAUAUUUUGUUACCCCCUUCCCUUAAUCCUAUCAUCUACAGCCUAAGAAACAAGGCAAUGAAGUCAGGUCUGGGAAAGCUGAUCCCUAGAAGACUCUUGAGAAAGGAGAAUGUCCUUAAUUUUCUCCAAGAGUAG
Acinonyx jubatus (cheetah) is the source of this 1025-nucleotide messenger RNA. RefSeq names its product olfactory receptor 14A16-like. Bases 42 to 1025 code for a protein of 327 amino acids. Gene Ontology annotation, biological process: G protein-coupled receptor signaling pathway. Lineage: Eukaryota; Metazoa; Chordata; Mammalia; Carnivora; Felidae. The transcript has a single exon. Gene Ontology annotation, cellular component: membrane. The record is from RefSeq and is a predicted model, not a curated record. Gene Ontology annotation, molecular function: olfactory receptor activity; G protein-coupled receptor activity; odorant binding.